Molecule: messenger RNA, 885 nt
Organism: Diatraea saccharalis (sugarcane borer)
Lineage: Eukaryota; Metazoa; Arthropoda; Insecta; Lepidoptera; Crambidae
Source: the annotation of a GenBank genome assembly
AUGAUGAGAACACCAGAGAAGUCUUGUUCAUUUCCUGAUAUGGCAAACAUGGAUAGCGAUAGUUCGUUAAGCUAUGCAAUGUUGCGAAAUAAAAGGAAAAGAUCUGACGACAUAAUAAAUAACUUGGAAGACGUCAAAAAUGAAUUAAAAUUCGAAAUAAAAUCUUUAUUUGAGGAGUUUUCCCUCGCACAAAAGGAUCAAACAAACACAAUUAUUACUACUUUAAAAGAUAUACAGCACACAAAUUCCCAUUUAAAUAACACGAUUACAUUUCUUUGUGAGGAAAACUCAGAAUUAAGGAAAAAAAUAGAACAGCUGGAAAUCGAGUCGAGAAAAGACAAGGAACAAAUAAUACUCUUGGAAAAUAAAUUUGAGGAAAACUUAAGGACCGAAAAAAAAUCAAAUAUAGAGAUAAAAAAUGUACCAUUGAAGGGUGAUGAGAAAAAGAAAGACCUAUUAAAUAUGGUUUUAUUAUUAUCAAAAAAGUUAGAGCUUGAUAUAAAACAGACAGAAGUAAAAGACAUCAUGAAACUAAACAAAAAUAAAAAUCAACAAAAUACAACUUUAGUGGUCGAGUUCAAUAGCACCCUUAUAAAAAAUGACUUCAUACGAGCAUCCAAACUCUACAACAACAAAAAUAAAAAUAAUAAACUGAGCUCCAAACAUCUCGGGAUUGGAUCCAAUCCGGAUAUACAAAUUUUUGUAUCUGAAAACCUUACCCCAAAAGCAGCAAGACUUUUUUAUCUAGCGAGAGAUUUGAAAACGGUCAAACAUUAUAAGUAUUGCUGGACAAACUUCGGAAAAGUAUACAUACGCCAUGACGACAGCUCACCCAUCAUUAAUAUCACAAGCGAAUCUCAAGUUCAGCAAUUAUUAAAUAAGUGA